CAAAAAACCACAACAGCAGCAGUACAGUUUUGUAAACAAAGCGUGGCGACAAUUAAUAUCAAAUGUAAAUGUAAAGGAAAACAAAAACAAAAAAAAGAAGUGCUGAGAAAAUGAAAAUGUUUAAGCAAAAUGUUGAUAAUAGCGGUAGCCAAAAAUUACCAUAAAACCAAAACUACAUUAACUUGAUAAAAUCGAUAAGGUAAAUAGGAAGCGAAUCGAUAAAGUAAAAUAAAAAAAAAUCCACCAAAAAGCGCAGAGGAAACAGAAGAAAGCCAGAUCGCAAAAAGAAAUAAUUUUGCUUUCUUCUCUUCUCAGAUUUCCCUCGUGCGUCUGUGUGCGUGUGCGUUCGCGCGUGUGUGUGUGUGUUUUGUUUUCAUUAGAGCACACACACACGCUCCCGUUGUGUGGGGGUGUGUGUAAUUGCAAUGCUAAACGGUAAAUAAACGGAAAGAGCAAUAACAACAACAACAAGAAGAGAGGAGAAACGUGUUUUUGUUUUGUUUGUUUCAUAAAUGUUUGACAUUUUACACUGCAAAAAAUAAUAAUAAACUAAAUAACAAACGCGAAAGAAACGGUUAAGCAAAUUCAACAAAAGACUUGAAACUUGUGUUCAUAAUUUUAAACAAAACAAACAACAAAAAGUAUUCGACCCAUAAAAAUAUAUACGAAAAUAUAUAUAUUAACCAAUACCACAUACAUAUAUAUAUAUUAACUGGUACACACGAAAUAAUAAGUAAAAUGCAACAACAACGACAAAAAGGAUAACGAAAAUAACGCAAAAUACACAAAGCAAAAAAACUAUUUAAUUUAUAGAAAACAAAAACGAAAUCACAAGCAACCAAAAUCAGACGUAAAGAAAUAUAAAAAAUACAAUUUCAAUCUAUCCAAAAUCGCAUGAACAAAUAACGCAAUAUAUAUAUUAUAUAUAUUUAUAUAAACACAAGUAUAUACAUGUCAAGUAUAUAUAAAGUAAAAUAUAUGUAGGUGUAAACAAACCCAAGUAACGAUUCAUUAAUCAGCGCAAAACCAACAACAUCAGCCCCAUGUAUAGAAUAGAGGAUACGAAUAGCGGCGGCGUUAUGGAUAAGAAUAAACAGAAACUAUCCGCCUAUGGGUCCAGCGGGGGCAGCGUCGCCGUCGACGCAGCUCAGGGCAGCGGGAGCGGGGGCGGAAGACAGCGCCACGCCCCCCUCUACGGACGCUUCGUCGUCGAAGAGGAUCUGCCUCCCACGCACCGGGAUGUCAUGCACCAUCACUCUAGUCCCUCGUCUUCGUCGGAGGUGCGCGCCAUGCAGGCCCGUAUUCCCACCACCUUUCGGGAUCCCUCCUCGGGACCUUUGCGCAAGCUGAGUGUCGAUCUGAUAAAGACCUACAAGCACAUCAACGAGGUUUACUAUGCGAAAAAGAAACGUCGUGCCCAGCAGACGCAAGGAGACGACGACUCGUCCAACAAAAAGGAGCGAAAACUGUAUAACGAUGGCUAUGACGACGAUAAUCACGACUAUAUAAUCAAGAAUGGCGAAAAGUUUUUGGAUCGCUACGAGAUCGACUCGCUGAUCGGCAAAGGCAGUUUUGGUCAGGUGGUGAAGGCUUACGAUCACGAGGAGCAGUGCCACGUGGCGAUCAAGAUAAUUAAGAAUAAGAAACCGUUCCUAAACCAGGCACAGAUCGAGGUUAAGCUGCUCGAGAUGAUGAACCGGGCGGAUGCCGAAAACAAAUACUACAUCGUUAAGCUCAAGCGACACUUUAUGUGGCGCAACCACCUGUGCCUGGUGUUCGAGCUGCUCUCAUACAACCUGUACGACCUGCUGCGGAACACCAACUUCCGGGGCGUUUCGCUGAACCUCACGCGCAAGUUCGCCCAGCAGCUGUGCACCGCACUGCUCUUCCUCAGCACCCCCGAACUGAACAUAAUUCACUGUGAUUUGAAGCCCGAGAACAUCCUGCUGUGCAACCCGAAGCGUUCGGCGAUCAAGAUCGUUGACUUUGGCAGCUCCUGCCAGCUGGGACAAAGGAUCUACCACUACAUCCAAUCGCGCUUCUACCGCUCGCCAGAGGUCCUGCUGGGCAUCCAGUACGACCUGGCCAUCGACAUGUGGUCGCUGGGCUGCAUCCUGGUCGAGAUGCACACCGGCGAGCCGCUCUUCUCCGGCUGCAACGAGGUGGACCAGAUGAACAAGAUCGUCGAGGUGCUGGGCAUGCCGCCGAAAUAUCUGCUCGACCAGGCGCACAAGACGCGCAAGUUCUUCGACAAGAUCGUAGCCGAUGGCUCGUAUGUGCUGAAGAAGAAUCAGAAUGGGAGGAAAUACAAGCCGCCCGGUUCGCGUAAACUGCAUGAUAUUUUGGGUGUGGAAACCGGUGGUCCCGGUGGCCGACGCCUGGAUGAGCCCGGUCACUCGGUCUCCGAUUAUCUCAAGUUCAAGGAUCUUAUCCUGCGCAUGCUCGACUUUGACCCCAAGACCCGGGUAACGCCCUACUAUGCCCUGCAGCACAACUUCUUCAAGCGCACAGCCGACGAGGCGACCAAUACGAGCGGCGCGGGCGCCACAGCGAACGCAGGAGCCGGUGGCUCCGGUUCCAGCGGAGCAGGAGGAGGUUCCAGUGGCGGAGGAGGCGGUGGCCUAGGAACGAGCAGCAGCGGUGGAGCGGUCUCCUCAUCCAGCGCAGCGGCACCCACGGCGGCGACAGCAGCGGCCACGGCAGCCGGAUCAUCGGGAUCGGGCGUCGGCGGGGGAUCCUCCUCCUCUACAGCGCAGCAACAGCAGGCGAUGCCGCUGCCCUUGCCCCUGCCCCUGCCGCUUCCGCUGCCACUGCCGUUGCCGCCACUCGCGGGUGCCUCAGAUGCCCAGUGUCACGGCCUGCUUAUGCACUCGGCGGCGGCCAAUGCGAUGAACAACUUCUCCGCUCUGAGCCUGCAGCCCAACGCCCAUCCGCCGCCCUCGCUGGGCAACAGCCAUCACAGCAGCAACAGCCUGGGCAGCCUGAAUCACAUUAGUCCCGGCAACAGCAACAGCGGCAGCAACAGCAACAGCGCGCGCCACAAUCGCCUCUACGGCCACCACAACAGUAGCAGCAAUCACAACAGCAUCAGCUAUCCGCACGCCAUGGAAUGCGAUCCGCCGCAGAUGCCGCCACCGCCGCCAAAUAAUCAUGGAGGCAGGAUGCGAGUGCCGACGAUCCUGCAGCUGCAGCCGCCGUCCAGCUAUGCGCCCAGUUCGGUGCCCUAUUACGGCAACAUGUCCUCGUCCUCAUCCUCAUGCUCAUCCUCCUCGGUGGCCGCAGCAGCAGCGGCGGCGGCAGCAGCAGCGGCCGCAGCUGCCUCGCAUCUCAUGAUGACCGAUUCGAGUGUGAUCAGCGCCACGGCGGCGGGCGGUGGUCCGAAUAGCGGACCCAAUCCGUCGGCGGCCGCCUUUCUCUUUCCAUCUCAGCCCGCCGGAACGCAGCUGUAUGGAACGGCGCCCGCCUCGCUGAGCGAGCUGCCGCUGCCGCCACUGCCGCUGCCGCUGUCGCAUCCACUGCCCCCCAUGUCGAUGCCCCUGCAGCUGCCGCCCUCGUCGUCGUCGUCCUCCGCCUCUUCAUCAGGAGGAGGAGGAAUAGGAGGAGUUAUAGGACCUGGUCACGUUGGCCAAAGGCGGCACAUCAGCGGACCCGCCUCUGCCCAGGUGAAUGCAGCAGGUGGUGGCGGCAGCAACAACUCGUCUGCGGCCACCGGAGCAGCCAGCAGCAGCGAUGCCUCCUCGUCGUCGCCCAUGGUGGGCGUUUGUGUUCAACAGAAUCCUGUAGUUAUACAUUAGCAUAAACUGGAUAAUAAUAUACUUGUAUUUUCACACACCCUUUGCCGCUCUCUGCUGCUAUUUAUUGCA
Molecule: messenger RNA, 3863 nt
Organism: Drosophila takahashii
Lineage: Eukaryota; Metazoa; Arthropoda; Insecta; Diptera; Drosophilidae
Gene: mnb
Product: minibrain
Biological process (GO): peptidyl-threonine phosphorylation; peptidyl-serine phosphorylation; positive regulation of DNA-templated transcription
Cellular component (GO): nucleus
Molecular function (GO): transcription coactivator activity; protein serine/threonine kinase activity; ATP binding
Source: RefSeq, a predicted model, not a curated record